AGUAUCCUUGAAUCACACGAUUAUGUGACAUCAUAAACAGCGUUGUUUAUCAAACAUUUUAGAUCAGAGUUUUGUUUUGCUUAUCAUUUUGGUCUUUACAAACCGAAUCUAAAUGAAUAAAUUUUUCGUCCUAUUGGCCUUCGCCGUUUUGUCCGUCACACUUGGAACUGUGACGUGCAGAUUGCGCUUCUCAAGAUGUCCACGGGUGCCGGCUGUGCGGAAUGUGAACAUGACUGAACUGAGUGGCACCUGGUAUGAGAUCGAGAAGUUUGACCUCACUUUCGAGCGACUGUUCCGAAGAUGCAACAUCCUCCACCUCAGCCAACCCAAAAACCAGACUAGUUUUCCUCACUUGAACGCUAUCAAACUCGGCAGUGACGGGAACAAGUUCUUCUCAAUCACAGGCACUCUCAGUCAGACAAGGUCCAGAAACGGAGACAUGGUCAUGAAGUUCAAGAGAAAAUCAGACCUGUUCGCCUGGCGAUUCCACUACAAGCUAGUGGAUCACGAUUCUGUUGCUCAUCAAUACGCAGUGUUCUACGGUUGCUCGCCUUCUUUUGGCUCCGAGUAUCUCUGGGUUUACAGCCGGAAGAAGUUUUUGGCCUUUGAUACCCUGGACGAUAUCAGCAGGAGGUUGCGUAAGAUGGGAGUCAAUAUGAACUCCGGAUUAACGGUGACUGAUCAAACAAACUGCGACUAAAAUCGAAUGGCUUUAUUGAUUUGUUGUGGGUGACUUCUUCCGCCCAAUAAUUAAAUAAAUAUUAAUAAUUAUAAUUUAAAUUUAUUCGGAAAUUUUUGAGAUA
This is a messenger RNA of Symsagittifera roscoffensis, 803 nucleotides long. RefSeq names its product apolipoprotein D-like. The transcript has 2 exons. Lineage: Eukaryota; Metazoa; Xenacoelomorpha; Acoela; Convolutidae. The coding region runs from base 113 to 700 and encodes 195 amino acids. The record is from RefSeq and is a predicted model, not a curated record. Gene Ontology annotation, cellular component: cytoplasm. Gene Ontology annotation, biological process: lipid metabolic process; response to reactive oxygen species.